Molecule: messenger RNA, 1915 nt
Organism: Durusdinium trenchii
Lineage: Eukaryota; Dinophyceae; Suessiales; Symbiodiniaceae
Source: the annotation of a GenBank genome assembly
GACCAAGCAUGCUUCUGAGUGAAGGAGUACUGCACCAAUUGUACCGUCAUCAAACCUUUUUGUCUUGCUGCCGCCGUUUUACAGUGUCAUUCCGUCCUGAAAUGAAAUGAGAUCCUUCCGAAUCAUUUCUUCCCGGAAGUCCGAAAGUGCUCUUGUUGGCAUCCAUGGUCGAUCUGCAUUGUCAGUUGAGACGGAUGAAAACAGAUUGGAGAUUCAAUCUGCACCUGCUGUGGUGACGCUGGAUUUCUCAGAUAUGCAGGGAAUCUGUCGAGGCUUCAAAGCCGAUGUAGAGAUGUCUCGUUCUUCGAGCGACAGCGUGCUGCAGGACCGCAGCUUGCUAGAGUCAUGGUCUGCCGGUCAUGAUGCUGGUGGCAUUGCGCCGAGCGGUGCACGCAGUGCACGGCAGAGCGGUUUACAAUUUAAUGCGUUCGCUCUGUCGCGAGCAAUCCGCAAGAAAUGGCGCCAAAGAACGAUUCGCAGCGUGCUAUUACGCAUAGAUUCAAUCCCAGAACAAGUAGAGGGCAUGCUCUCACAGACAGCUAGUGAUUUGAGUAUGCAGGUGGACGGGGGUGUUGUUUUAAUGCAAGACCGUUUGCGUGAGGCCUCUCGUGGAGAGCAGGUGGCAGAGACUCUGGAAACUCUCGAGAUGCUUCCCAGGCACUUUGCCACAUCCGUAGAGGCCAACUUGAUGGACGCAGCUGCUGUUUUGCGUCAGACGGUUUCCAGUGUGACUGCAGAACUUGGUGCUAGAGAUUUCGAGGGCGAAGAUAUUGUGCAAGAGAUUCAAGUGAUUCCCCAAAAGGUUCGAGAAAUUGCCGAUGAAGCGAUCUCACGUGCUGUAAACGCAUCUGUAGAGGAAUUGCACCAGCAGCUUGAUGCCGCGCUGGGAUUUGGCCCAGGCUCGAGUGCUGUGCGUGAGAAGGAGCUGUUGCAACAAAAGCUGCUGGAGCAGCUUCCAGUGGUUGUAGAGAAGAAGAUCACAGCUACUGGUGAAGUGGCAGAGGACAAGAUUGUCGAUGCCGUUGCAGAUUUGAAAAGUGAAUUUGUUCCGAAUCAUUGGAUCAUGGAUGCCCUGUUGAGAGCCAAGUCUGAUGGAAUGCCUUCGGACGUUACGGAGGCUCCGGAGGCUCCGGAGGUCGCAGAAGACGCGGAAGAUGCGGCAGUGGUGCCAGACGUGCCACACGAGAUAGGCAGCAGGAAGCUAUGCAUCCAGACGCACCUUGCAUCGCAAGAUGAUGGUGAUAAAAUGGACGAGAUUGAACAUAGCAGAGCUGAUCAGACGAUGCGAAUGGACAUGAAUCCAGGCAGCUUUGGACAUCCUGAAAUGUGCACGAGACCGUGCUUGUUCUUUGCAGCAGGUGAGUGCCAAAGCAGACAGAACUGUGAUUUUUGCCACCUGCCGCACACUCGACGGCCUACCCAUUUGGACAAGCGGAACCGUGAGCUCUUGCGAAGUCUAUCAAGUGAUGAACAGGUCGCCACAAUCCUCCCGAUUUUAUUUGAAAAGUUGAAGAAGCACAACCCAUCGAGCUUGCAACUGCUUGUAGAGCUAGAAAGUCUUACAAGUUCAGGUGCGCUGGAAGCCAUGAGUACCACUUCUGUUGGAAGCCAGGGAAGCCAAAAGCAACUUGCACGAGGAGAGCGGUCUCUGAAAAGUGCUUUGCGCGCAGUGACUUUACGAUCUUUGCUUACAAUGCUCCUGCGUAUGCUUCCUCGUGAUCACUUGAAGCAACGCCAUGUGAUUGAGGCACUGAUUCAAAGCCUCAGAGAACCCUGAAGAACUUGCUUUCACCCAAUCUAUCCAAAGCGGAAUGUCACCUGGCAUCCGGCCAAUUUGACGCGAAUGAUUUGACUCCACAGUUUCACCGAGACCAGAAAAAUUAUUGGCUAGAGCCAACAGUCCUAGCGUUGCAGC